Messenger RNA from Colletotrichum spaethianum, 1095 nucleotides. RefSeq names its product 2-oxoglutarate-Fe(II) type oxidoreductase hxnY. The record is from RefSeq and is a predicted model, not a curated record. Lineage: Eukaryota; Fungi; Ascomycota; Sordariomycetes; Glomerellales; Glomerellaceae. The transcript has 2 exons. Bases 1 to 1095 code for a protein of 364 amino acids.
AUGUCCACCACGGUGACCACUACAGCUCCAGAGAGCUACAAGCUCGAGCUCAUGUCUGCCUAUGGCACCGUAUAUCGCGACGUUUUGAGGACUCCGCCCCGAGACUGCGACGCCUCUGAGGUCCCUGUCAUCGACCUCUCCAACAUCCGUGGCAGCGAGUCAGAACGCAAGGCCCUCGCCGCCACCAUUCGUAACGCGGCUGAAAAUACGGGCUUUUUCUACAUCAAGAAUCAUGGCAUCCCAAAAGCGACAAUUGACGCCGCAUUCAAGCAGGCACAAACCUUUUUCUCGCAGCCCAAUGAGAAGAAGGCGCUCGUUGCACAGAAGAAAUCCAAGUUUUUCAACGGGUGGACAGAAAAGCGCGCUGCGCAGAUCUCGCCAACGGAAACCAAGGACCACCGAGAGGGUUUCAGCUUUCGUUAUGAUCCCCGGCAUGAUCCAGAGACCAAGGACCCGAAUGCCGUGCCCGAGGCAGUGAAGCCAUGGAUGAAGCAUGAGGACUUUGUGUGGGAGGGAACGAGCCAUUUGCCCGGCUUCAAAGACGACAUGGUCACCUAUUGGCAAAGUUGUCUAACUCUUGCGAGAAGUCUCAUCAGGAUAUUCGCUUUGGCGUUGGAUGUACCGGAGAACUACUUUGAUAACGUCAUCACAUAUCCCGGAAGCGACAGUGUUGUCAACUACUACCCCAAGAACACUGAAGCGCAAGAUGCUAUCAUCGAUGUCGGUAUUGGUGCACACACCGACCUGCAGUGCUUCACCCUCCUUUGGCAAGACACCGUUGGUGGACUCCAGGUUCUCACAAAAGACGGCCAAUGGAUCAAAGUGCCGCCGGUCCCCGACACCUUCGUCAUCAACAUUGGCGACUUUUUCCAGAGGCUGUCCAACGAUCGUUUUCAAUCGACGGUGCACCGGGUCUUUAACCACGCGCCCGAGGAUCGGUACUCAAUGCCUUUUUUCUUUGGGUUCAACCACAACGAGCAGUGCUCCGUCUUGCCGACUUGUACGGAUGAAAAGAACCCACCGAAGUAUGAACCGAUUAGCUGCGGCGAAGUAGGUUACAAUCUUGUCUUGGGUACAAAUAUUCCAAAACGCUGA